Molecule: messenger RNA, 1083 nt
Organism: Phacochoerus africanus (Common warthog)
Lineage: Eukaryota; Metazoa; Chordata; Mammalia; Artiodactyla; Suidae
Gene: PRSS57
Product: serine protease 57
Exons: 5
Coding region: 37-831 (264 amino acids)
Biological process (GO): proteolysis
Molecular function (GO): serine-type endopeptidase activity
Source: RefSeq, a predicted model, not a curated record
CAGAACUCUCAGGGGAGACGCCGGCUGGUGACAGCCAUGGCGCCCCGGGCGGGGGGCUGGGACUGCCUGCUGCUGGCUGUAACCAUUGCCCUGAUGCUGCGUAUGAGGCCCCCAGGCUCCUGGGCAGCCCACAUCAUUGGGGGCCAUGAGGUGACCCCCCACUCCCGGCCCUACAUGGCGUCCGUGAGCUUCCAGGGCCAGCACCACUGUGGGGGCUUCCUUCUCCAGGCCCGCUGGGUCCUCUCGGCUGCCCACUGCUUCAAGGACAGAGACCCCCAAACAGGCCUGGUGGUGCUGGGGGCCCAUGCUCUGCACACCUCAGAGGCCACACAGCAGGUGUUCAGUAUCUCAGCCGUCAUCAUGCACCCUGAGUACCAGCCCAUGACCCAUACCAGUGACAUCUGUCUGCUGCAGUUGAACAGCUCUGCCAUCCUGGGUCCAGCGGUGGGUCUGCUGCAGCUGCCACGGAGGGAUGCCAGGCCACUCAAAGCCGGGGCACCCUGCAAGGUGGCCGGCUGGGGCUCCGUGUCUGACUUUGAGGAGCUACCUCCUGGGCUGAUGGAGGCCGAGGUCCAAGUGCUGGGUCUGGAUGUCUGCAACAGCUCCUGGAACGGGAAGCUGGGCCCUGCCAUGCUCUGCACCCGCAGCGGGGACCGCCAGCGUCGCGGCUUCUGCUCGGCUGAUUCUGGGGGGCCUCUGGUGUGCAGAAAUCGGGCCCACGGCCUUGUCUCCUUCUCUGGCCUCUGGUGCGGCGAUCCCAAGACCCCAGACGUGUACACACAGGUGUCUGCCUUUGUGACCUGGAUCUGGGACGUGGUUCGGCGGGGUUGACAUGACCCCCUGCCCAGGACCACUGGGGUCCCUGCAGGAAUUGCCUGAACCACAGCAGUGCUGGGUACACAGAUAAGAUGGCAAACAAUGCAAACAGCUCCUUCCUGGAAACUUCUGAGGCUGGAAUUUUCUCCAUCCACCACGGAGGUCCCCAAACCCAGGGAAGCAUAGUGUGUGUGUGGGUGGCGGGGGGGGGGUGGCAUCGGUUCCCAACAAACAGGGCAAAAUAAUCAAAUAAACUGUGACCUGACU